AUGGCAAGCCAAGACGACCGUGCGACAAGCCGCGCUGACCCCCUUCGGCGGUGCGACCAGUGCAGAAAGCCUCAGGGCGACAAGGAAUGCCAAAAGGCGGCAUGGCCAAUCCACAAAUUCGCGUGCUUGACAUACAGCGAAUCCAACACCGAUAACGGACUACGCCCCUUAAGGAACGCCGAGGUCCACCGAUUCGGCUUCCAAACCAUAGAUGAGGUCCCGCGAGUGCUGAAGGACUUCAUGGUGUCCCACUCCUGGGCUUUGCACGCCUAUACGAGGGCGGAGCUCCUUUUGAGGGGCGGUCCGGGCCACAUGCACAACCCACCGAAGAUCCUGGAGAUCCGCCUCAAGUGCCUCUGCUCUAGCGGCUAUUCGGCAGUUACAAAUCCCGCGCUCACAUUCAAGUUCCUAAACACGCGCUGGUGGACGGUCGAGGAAUACACGAGCGAUCCUGAUCGGGCGCGGAGCUGGCAGAACUUCGCACCAACGCUUGAGGUCGCGCACAAACGGGGCGGCGGCGGCGAACACUUCUUCGGCAUGCUCCCCGUGGUCUACACCGUCGAGGACGUCCACUCCCUGCAUGUGAUAAAUCUCUACGCCCAGCACCACCCUAUCCCUGCACUCUUCAGCGAUCAUGACGAGGAGUCGCGCCGCAGGCUGUUGACGAACGGGCUCGCGCUCUGCGUCGGCAGUAUCAAUUUGGGCAUCCCGCUGCGAGAUACCGAGGCGCGGCGUGUCCCGGAACUGCUUCCAGGACGCUUUGUUCGCUCGAAGGGACGGUGGGUCUGGGAGCCGCUCUUCACGGGUUGGGACCAAUACCUUGACGGCCCUCGGGGAACCGCGGCGGUGGACGAUAUGCUCUCUACUGUGACAACGCGCCUCAGCAACUCGUUGCAUAAUCCUACAUACUCUGCCGUCGGGACAUCUCCGCUCUACGCGCGCACUGGAACCGUCUCUCCCACUCUGUGAGAGGGAUCUUCGCGAUCGUCGUCAUCUACCCUCACGACUAUCGUAGAGGCGUCGAGGUUGGUUUUGGGCUGACCAGCACCUCGGUUCCGAAGGUAGAUCGACGUCGAUCUUGACUCCCUGCCGCGAUCACUCCUGUCAACACCACGAAGUACACUUACCGAUCACGAUCGACAUCCUGUCAAUCGUGGCUUAGGCUUUGCCCCAGGUUUCCGAGUGGAGCAAUAGAAGCAAAACAUUCGC
Molecule: messenger RNA, 1209 nt
Organism: Trametes versicolor FP-101664 SS1
Lineage: Eukaryota; Fungi; Basidiomycota; Agaricomycetes; Polyporales; Polyporaceae
Exons: 5
Coding region: 1-969 (322 amino acids)
Source: RefSeq, a predicted model, not a curated record